UCAAAACAGCAUUAACUCUUUGGAAGCAGUUUGGUGGUAGAGUAACUAGCGCUGAAAUUUUGAGAACACAAAUGAGAUUAUACAAAAACCGAGAACCUUCAUUUAAGGAUAAAUUUAUUGAAUCAGUUGAUAAUGUUCGUAACUGGUGGAAUUUCUGUGAAUUGCAAAAAAAUGAAGAUCAUAUUUGUACUUUAGCUCUACGAUUAAAUGCAAUUAUACCUCAUAAUGCAGUUUGUGAACGUGUUUUCUCUAUUCUAAACUGGUAUAUGGGAAAACGUCAUACAAAGAUUAAUAUAUCACAUUUAGAAAGUAUGGCGCAAAUUCACUCAUACCUUGUUACUAAUGCAAGAAAUGAACUUAAGUUUGUUAAAUCAGAAAUUUCGCAAGACAAAUUAAUGCAAGUUUUUGAUAAAAUCGCAUAUGCUAUGAUAGAAGAGUGUGAUAUAUUUGAUGAUAAGAAUGAAAAUAACUAUAAAGAAGAAGAAUUUGCUAAUGAAAAAUCGAAUGAAGAAGAAUUGUCAAAUACUGAAAAUGGAAAUAUUUCGCAAUUAGAAAUAGAAAAUUUUAUUUGUUUAGAGCAUAGAAUGUUAAAUAAUAAUGACGAUAAUAUUUCUAGUAAUUCUGAUAUUAUUAAUCAUGGCGAUCCCAAUUUUGAUAUCGAUACUUUGCUUGAUAAAUUAGAAUAA
Messenger RNA from Racocetra persica, 686 nucleotides. NCBI's taxonomy places the organism in Eukaryota, Fungi, Glomeromycota, Glomeromycetes, Diversisporales, Gigasporaceae. The record is from the annotation of a GenBank genome assembly.